This is a messenger RNA of Lutra lutra (Eurasian river otter), 2008 nucleotides long. It is a transcript of the gene BICDL2, whose product is annotated as BICD family like cargo adaptor 2. The transcript is spliced from 10 exons. The record is from RefSeq and is a predicted model, not a curated record. NCBI's taxonomy places the organism in Eukaryota, Metazoa, Chordata, Mammalia, Carnivora, Mustelidae. Gene Ontology annotation, biological process: Golgi to secretory granule transport; vesicle transport along microtubule. The coding region runs from base 168 to 1685 and encodes 505 amino acids.
GCCCGCUGCACCGCCCCCUCACCUGCGCCGGCCCGGCACCUGGCGCCGCCUCCGGAAGAGGGGAUCCGGGACCGCGGGGACCUUGGAGGGAGCCCGGCGUCUGCGGGUGAGAGCCUGGGGGGCGCCUGAGGACGGGGGCCGUUGGAGCUUCAGAGGCUGCAGCCACCAUGAGCUCCCCACAAGGACCAGGCUUCCUGUCGGGGCUGCUCUCUGGAGGUGCCUCCCCCAGUGGCAACGAGGGCUUCUUCCCCUUCGUGCUGGAAAGGCGGGACUCGUUCCUGGGAGGGGGCCCCGGGCCCGAGGAGCCCGAGGACCUGGCCCUCCAGCUACAGCAGAAGGAGAAGGACCUGCUGUUGGCUGCGGAGCUUGGCAAGAUGCUUCUGGAGCGCAAUGAGGAGCUACAGCGGCAGCUGGAGACACUGAGCGCCCAGCACUCUGAGCGCGAGGAACGGCUGCAGCAGGAGAACCAUGAGCUCCGCCGGGGCCUGGCAGUGCGGGGUGCUGAAUGGGAGGCCAGAGCUGUGGAGCUGGAGGGGGAUGUGGAGGCCCUGCGUGCCCAGCUGGGAGAGCAGCGCUGCGAGCAGCAGGACAGUGGGCGUGAGCGGGCACGGGCCCUCUGUGAGCUCAGCGAGCAGAACCUCCGGCUCAGCCAGCAGCUGGCCCAGGCCUCCCAGACCGAGCAGGAGCUUCAGAAGGAAGUGGAUGGCCUUCGGGGGCAGUGCCAGGCUCAGGUCCUGGCAGGAGCAGAGCUGAGGACGCGGCUGGAGAGUCUACAGGGGGAGAACCAGAUGCUGCAGGGCCGCCGGCAGGACCUGGAGGCCCAGAUCCGGGGCCUGCGUGAGGAGGUGGAGAAGGGCCAGGCCAGGCUGCGGGCCACCCACGAGGAGCUGCUGCUACUGCGGCGUGAGAAGCGGGAGCAUAGCCUGGAGCUGGAACGCGCGCGCUCCGAGGCCGGGGAGGCAUUGAGCGCGCUGCGGAGACUGCAGAGGCGCGUCUCAGAGCUGGAGGAGGAGUCGCGCCUUCAGGACGCCGACGUGUCGGUAGCCUCACUGCAGUCCGAGCUUGCUCAGAGCCUCGACGGUGACCAGGACCAGAAAGCGGACGGACGCAGAGACGCCCCGAACACUCUGUCCCCUGAGAUCCAAGAGGCAUUCAGCCACCAGCCUUCAGCCCAAGAGGAAAGCCUGGAGCCUCCCAAGAAGCGAGCAUCCCUGAGGCCAGGGGAGAUACUCGAGGAGAAGGAGGCCGAAGUGGCCCGGCUGCAGGAUGAGAUCACGCUGCAGCGGACAGAGAUACUGUCCCUGCGGGAGGAGCUGCGAAGGCAGAAGGAGCUGCGAACACAGGAGGACCCCGAGGAGGCCCUUAGCGGCGCCCUCUCGGAUCGGGACGAAGCUGUGAACAAAGCGCUGGAACUGUCCCUGGAGCUCAGCCGCGUCUCUCUGGAGAGGGACUCGCUCUCUCGGGAGCUGCUUCGCACUAUCCGCCAGAAGGUGGCGUUGACGCAAGAGCUGGAGGCCUGGCAGGACGACAUGCAGGUGGUGAUCGCACAGCAGCUGCGCUCGCAACGCCAGAAGGAGCUCAGUGCGGCCGGAUCAUCCCCGCAUCGCGCCGCAACGCGCUUCUCGCUGCGCCUGGGUCCUGGGUCCGCCGGCGGCUUCCUGAGCAAUCUCUUCCGAAGGACCUGAAGGACGGGCGAAGGGGACCGCCAGUGGCCUAUGGUUCACGUAACUCUUCUGGCCAAUGUAGCACCAGGGCCCUGUCUUCCAGAGGGGGCUGGUGCCCUCCGCGCCCCGGGAAGCUGGGCAAAGGCUCAAUGGGAGCAGGGGCCAGCUUUGGGGGCCAGGGACCCCAGGUGGGUGGCGGGGCAGGUGAGGCAGAGUUGUUUUAAAUCCAUAUAGGUCUCUGUUUUCUAAGCACCUUGCGCCUGGCGUGCUCCAGGGCAGAGAUGGGGGUGGGUAUUUAUGUAUCAAGGUCGAACAGAGUAAUAUAUAAAAAUCAUUACCCCAAA